AUUUUGAUAUAAAAUUGAAACUGAUAUCCAUUUGUUCUUAUAAUUAUCAGAAUGGAGAAAGAACCACCAAUAAAGCGCUACCGUCGUGAAGAGGAAGAAGAACGAAAAUCUUCCGAAUCCGAUGAAGAAUAUGUCCCAUAUGUACCAGUGAAGGAUAGGAAAAAACAACAGUUGAUGAAGCUUGGCCGUUUAACUCAGGUGAGAAAAAUCUUGACUAAUCAUAUAUUUUACUACUCAGCCAAAAAAGAAAGUGCCAUGGAACGUCAACUGAAAGAAGAAGAGAAAAUUCUAGAAAGCGUUGCUGAAAAGAAAGCUUUGAUGGGUGUAGCUGAAUUGGCCAAAGGUAUUCAGUACGAAGAUCCUAUUAAAACAAGUUGGAGAGCGCCCAGAUGUAUCCUGAAUUUGAGUGAAGAAAGACACGAUCGAGUGAGGCAGAAGCUGCGCAUUCUAGUUGAGGGCGAAGAGGUGCCUCCGCCUUUGAAAUCUUUCCGUGAAAUGAAAUUCCCCAGAGGGAUUUUGGCCGGCUUAGAGGAGAAAGGCAUUGUCAAGCCUACCCCUAUUCAGGUGCAGGGUAUUCCAACUGUGCUAUCAGGUCGUGAUAUGAUUGGAAUAGCUUUCACUGGCAGUGGAAAAACACUAGUUUUUGUGCUGCCAAUUCUAAUGUUCUGUUUGGAACAAGAGACAAGACUACCGUUCAUGAUGAAUGAAGGUCCUUAUGGAUUGAUAAUAUGUCCCUCUCGUGAACUUGCAAAGCAGACAUUCGAUAUCAUUAAUCAUUACAGUAAAAGUCUUCAAAAACAUAGAGCUCCAGAAAUAAGGUCAUGUCUAGCCAUUGGAGGUAUUCCGGUAUCAGAAUCACUGGAAGUCAUAAAUAGAGGAGUUCAUAUUAUGGUUGCCACCCCUGGACGGUUGAUGGACAUGCUUGAUAAGAAGAUGGUGCGGCUUGAUGUAUGCAGGUAUCUGUGCAUGGACGAAGCCGAUCGUAUGAUUGAUAUGGGUUUCGAAGAAGAUGUUCGAACAAUAUUUUCGUUCUUCAAGGGUCAAAGACAGACACUUUUGUUCUCAGCAACUAUGCCGAAGAAGAUCCAGAACUUCGCCAGAUCGGCGCUGGUGAAGCCUGUCACCAUCAAUGUUGGAAGAGCUGGAGCCGCCUCAAUGAAUGUCAUCCAGGAAGUCGAAUAUGUAAAGCAAGAAGCGAAAAUAGUUUACCUACUGGAGUGUCUGCAAAAGACGACUCCACCGGUUCUUAUCUUUGCUGAGAAAAAGCAAGAUGUCGACGCAAUCCAUGAAUAUUUGCUAUUGAAGGGAGUUGAGGCUGUUGCAAUUCAUGGAGGCAAAGAUCAGGAGGAACGUUCAAGAUCAGUUGAAGCGUUCAGGAAAGGCCAUAAAGAUGUUCUCGUCGCCACAGAUGUUGCAUCCAAAGGAUUGGACUUCGCCAACGUUCAACAUGUCAUCAAUUAUGACAUGCCAGAUGACGUUGAAAAUUAUGUUCACAGAAUCGGACGUACUGGACGCUCGGGAAAAACCGGAAUCGCCACAACAUUCAUCAAUAAAGCAAAUGAUGAGUCUGUACUACUUGACCUGAAGCAUCUUCUGAUGGAAGCCAAACAAAAAGUACCUCCCUUCCUGGCCGAGUUGCAAUCCGAAAAUGAGAAAUACUUGGAUCUUGGAGAUGAGAGAGGGUGCAGUUACUGUGGCGGUCUUGGACACAGAAUCACCGACUGUCCAAAACUGGAAGCUAUCCAGAACAAACAGGCGUCAAAUAUUGGCAGACGAGAUUAUCUUGCAAGCAACGCUGCUGACUAUUAGGUUUACUUAGUUUUUAAAGUCAUCGACCACGUCAAAGUCAUGAUUGUACAAAAUUUUGUAUUUUCCAAAAUGAACUGCUUAUGUCCUGGAGGAUCCAUGAUAAGUUGUGGACCUAUCAAUUCCUGGAGAAUCUAUCUGAUCUAGUUGUCGUCUGAUAAGUUAUUGUAUUCCGAAAUGAAAGUUGGAAACAGACAGACUGCAACACAACGGAAUAAUUUAUUCAAUUCUAGUGAAAAGUUGAUUGUUCAGCGUAUUAAAUUGAAAAUACAUCAUAUUAUAAUUGUGAUAGAAUACUAUAUUUUUCAUGUAAAUAAAAUAAUAUCUAUAAACAAUUGAA
Messenger RNA from Nilaparvata lugens (brown planthopper), 2146 nucleotides. It is a transcript of the gene abs, whose product is annotated as ATP-dependent RNA helicase abstrakt. The record is from RefSeq and is a predicted model, not a curated record. Gene Ontology annotation, biological process: mRNA splicing, via spliceosome. NCBI's taxonomy places the organism in Eukaryota, Metazoa, Arthropoda, Insecta, Hemiptera, Delphacidae. Gene Ontology annotation, cellular component: spliceosomal complex. Gene Ontology annotation, molecular function: ATP binding; RNA helicase activity; zinc ion binding.